CCAAUUUUUAAAUGGUGCAUCAGUUGUCGAAAUAGGUAUUGUCUGAAACGUAGAAAUCUCUAUGCUAAUGCGAAUUUGCCUUUGGAUUUCAGAGAAGGCCUGAAGCCAAGGGAUAAAAUCAGUUUUCUCAAUUGGUUUUCAGAGCUAAACUACAAUCCAUUGUUGCUGGUUGAAAAGCUCUCUGCUAUAAUCAGUCAAUGCAUAUGGAAUCUUCUCCUAUACACUUUGUUAUGCCUGUUGGAUAGUGUCCUCAGUCCACCUAUUAGCAAAAAGAUGAAUUGCUUUGCUCUCCUCUGUAGGUACAGGGAGACAGAAGAAAAAGUGGAGAAGCAGAAGGGGAAGCAAAGAUCAGCUCCCUUGGAACCAACUCCUUCCGUUGCUGAUUUGUUUCAAGAAUCUCAGUCAGCUGUGGAGCUCAGGAAUGCCCAAACAGAAAAACUAGUGCAAAGAGUUGUAAUUCCUGUAAUGGAGCCUUCAAAGAAAUGGAGAAAGUUUCCUUACUCUCCCCAGUGGGUUAGUAUAUUAGAUGUGGCUCAAAAAAUCUUGGACGAAGAAGACAAAAUGAAAAAGAAACAUAAGGAGAAUAAGGCAAAAGAAAAACGAUCCCAACCAGAUAAGAAUUUCAGAAAGGAAGAAAUAGAAACUGAAGAAGAACAGAUGCCUCAAUUUUGCGAUCUGCACAGUAUAAAACUAACAGCUAUGCAACCUUUGUUAGAACAGUUACCAUCUCCAAAGAUCUCAUAUUUACGGGCUGAGAAAGAGAUCUUAACAGCUAAAGAAAUAGAGGAUAUUAUUCAGGAAAUUGUGGCCCUCAGGGCCAAAGAGAGACUCUCUGAAGAAGCUACAUCUGCAGAAAGAGAGAAGUUCUUUUCCCGAGACAUCCCUCCCAUAAAUGCCCCAAAGCCAUGCUAUCACUGGGACUGGAGAUUGUCACUUUAA
Molecule: messenger RNA, 939 nt
Organism: Python bivittatus (Burmese python)
Lineage: Eukaryota; Metazoa; Chordata; Lepidosauria; Squamata; Pythonidae
Source: RefSeq, a predicted model, not a curated record